AUGGAUGGCAGUUUCUGCCUCGUGCCGCAGACCGCCCGGGAGCGCGCCUGGCUCGGCGUGGGGCUGGGCGCCGGCGCCCUCGCCGCGUGGUCGUUUCAGCGGUGCUCGAGGCCGAGCGGCGUCGCGGCCGUGACCGUGACGCCCCCGCGGCGGGUGUUCAAGCUGGCCGUAGCGUCGGAGGUCGCGAAGUUCCGCACGGAGGGGCGGAUCGAGUCCGCUCUGGACUCCAAGGACGGCUUCGUGCAUCUCUCGGACCGCACGGCGCCGCCCAAGGUCGCCUCCCUCUUCUUCAAGGGUGCGGCCGACCUCUGCUUGCUGGAGUUGGACACCACGAAGCUUGCAGGCCCGGUCAGCUGGUUCGUAGGAGCGAUGGGCGACCGGCCGCCCGCUGCGGCGCAGCGCCCGGCCGGCGGCGCGACGGCGAUCCACUACCUCAUCGCCGACGGCUGCGUCCACGCGUAUUGCGGCGGCGGCGUGAGCACAAACGCCAUCGUCAGAGAGGCCCCCGUACCCCUCGGAGCCGACGGCAGGCACGUGUUCCCCGACUGGCUCUGA
Prorocentrum cordatum is the source of this 555-nucleotide messenger RNA. The record is from the annotation of a GenBank genome assembly. Lineage: Eukaryota; Dinophyceae; Prorocentrales; Prorocentraceae.